This is a messenger RNA of Pseudozyma flocculosa PF-1, 1422 nucleotides long. RefSeq lists its product as uncharacterized. The record is from RefSeq and is a predicted model, not a curated record. NCBI's taxonomy places the organism in Eukaryota, Fungi, Basidiomycota, Ustilaginomycetes, Ustilaginales, Ustilaginaceae. Bases 1 to 1422 code for a protein of 473 amino acids. The transcript has a single exon.
AUGCCGCCGCAGCGCAAACGCCUCAAGACAGCGACAGCGGCGCAGGCGGUUUCGGCGUCGGGCCAUCGCCAGCCUCGCUCGUCGUCCACGGCGGCAUCGCCCGCACCACCACCCGCACCGCCCUCUUCGUCCUCAACGACGACAACGACGACGACCCGCCCAGCUCGACCGGAAGCGCACCACGCCUCCCUUCCCAAGUCGCUCCGCCUGCUCCUCCGCGCCCUGCUGGCAAACCACGCCCGGCUGCUCGAAGAACACCGCCUGCUCGACAGGCUCUGGUACAAGGGUCGAUCCCAGUUCCGCACCGCCACGUGGUGGAAGCACAUCCACGCGCUGCGCCGCUGCCUCGUCUACCUCGUCGGCUCCCUCUCUUCCCUCGGGACAAACGAGGGCGCACUGCACCGCACCGCCGACGCCGUCAUCGCCGCCCUGUGCUCCCUCUUCGAUGCCGCCCCUCCCGCCAAUGCAGCCAAGGGCCAGAUCAGGACGGUACCCCACUUCUCGACGCCGGCUACACACCUCGAUCGAGACGGCCCGACAUCCCCUCGUCCCGACGCGUUCCUCGAGGCGGCGAGGGCGUCGCACAACCUCGCCCUCCUCCUCCACGAGACGCGCAAAAGGGCUAGGACCGCAUACCGCGUCGCCGCGGUUCACCUGCGCACCCCGCCCGCCCCGACAUUUGCGCCGCAGGUCACCAUCCUCCUCACCCUCGCCGCCAGCGUCGAACGGAUGGCCACCGACACCGUCCUCGGCGCCGCGAUCAAGGACGCCGCGCAGAUCUCGGAUGCAAGGGCAAAGAACGGCGUCGAGACGCUGUACUCGGUGCUGCGAGGCGUGCUCGUCGACAGAGCAGCAGGCCAAGCAGCCGGCAGCCGCGGUGGUGGCAGCGCCGGUGGUGAUGGAGUGUCGUCUGACGGCGGCGAGAGGAGCAGCAAGCGGCGCAAGCUUGCUUCCGGCUCCGUGUCGCUGCCCAUGCCGUCCGCCGACGACACGGCGAAACCUCCCCGGCCUGCGACUGACCAAGCAAAGCCGCGCCAACGACCCUCCAAGCACCGUCGUGACCAGCUGCGAAAGGCACGCCUCGCUGCGGCGUCGUCGGCCGGCAAGACGACGACGCCACGUUGCCCGAACCAACUGGGCAGCCUGCCGGACACGAUCCCGGAUCCUCUGGCUCCACGACGUCGACGCAGCGCCGCUGUACCCACGACCGCCAGAGAACGGACGCGGAAGAGAAAAACCCCGACUCCGCUUUCGUUUUCCGAGGCCUCGGAGGCGUUCGACCCCAAGCGCGCCUUGAAAGCCGCUCGCAAGUUCUUUGCCAAGCCCGUCGCUCCUCCGCCCCUGUCGUCGCCGUCGGGCGGCGGAAUAGACCCAGGUGGUGACGACGACGACGACGACCUGGGAGAGGCAAUCGCUCGUUAG